AUGGAAUUUCUCCACCAGAUGAACAUCUCCGACUUAACAAUCUACGAUCUGUUCAACGUGAAAGGUGUCGAGGAACACAUCGAUGCCUACCCUUUGAUGGCAUCACCCGUUCCGAGUUCCAUCAUGAUCGCCAUAUACCUCUACUUCAUCUACAAAUAUGGACCAAGCUAUAUGGAAUUCAGAAAACCAUAUAAUCUGCGCUGGAUCAUAGCGGGCUACAACAUCUUCCAAGUAGUGGCGUGUGGCUACCUCGUGCUUAACUACAUGAAGGUAGGAUUCGAAUUCAACUUCAUUGGACGCUGCACACCGAAACUGCCCGUUACCGAGUAUGAACACGGUCUUGAUGCGGUUUACUACGGUUGGCUCGCGAUGUGCCUCCGGAUGGUCGAGUUCAUCGAGACGGUGUUUUUUGUGUUGCGCAAAAAACAAAACCAAGUAUCCACAUUGCAUGUGUAUCAUCAUAUCAGCACCUUCUUGAUCGUAUGGUGGAGUCUGAAACUUAGCCUUUCCUACCAGGAGAUGUCCAUCAUGGUGCUGAAUUCGAUUGUGCACAUGAUGAUGUACUCGUACUACUUCCUGUCGUCGUUCAAGCUUUGCCAGCCGUUCACAAGCCGCAUCAAGCCGGCCAUAACCAUCAUCCAACUGGCACAGCUUGUUGCCAUGCUGGUGCACGUCUACGCAGCUCUGCAGCCUUCCUGCGCAGCCAACAAAACGAUCUACACGCUACACGCGAUCAAUCUCGUCAUUCUGAUAAGCCUGUUCACCAACUUCUACAUCCAGACGUAUGUGCGGAAGGCGAGAAAACUCAAGCAGAAGUAG
Messenger RNA from Anopheles nili, 819 nucleotides. Its product is annotated as elongation of very long chain fatty acids protein 1-like. The record is from RefSeq and is a predicted model, not a curated record. Gene Ontology annotation, molecular function: fatty acid elongase activity. The transcript is spliced from 5 exons. Gene Ontology annotation, biological process: sphingolipid biosynthetic process; fatty acid elongation, polyunsaturated fatty acid; fatty acid elongation, monounsaturated fatty acid. Bases 1 to 819 code for a protein of 272 amino acids. Gene Ontology annotation, cellular component: endoplasmic reticulum membrane. NCBI's taxonomy places the organism in Eukaryota, Metazoa, Arthropoda, Insecta, Diptera, Culicidae.